Pseudocercospora fijiensis CIRAD86 is the source of this 1383-nucleotide messenger RNA. RefSeq lists its product as uncharacterized. Gene Ontology annotation, biological process: microtubule organizing center organization; vesicle transport along microtubule; nuclear migration. NCBI's taxonomy places the organism in Eukaryota, Fungi, Ascomycota, Dothideomycetes, Mycosphaerellales, Mycosphaerellaceae. The record is from RefSeq and is a predicted model, not a curated record. Gene Ontology annotation, cellular component: microtubule associated complex; kinetochore; cytoplasmic microtubule. Gene Ontology annotation, molecular function: dynein complex binding; microtubule plus-end binding. Bases 1 to 1383 code for a protein of 460 amino acids. The transcript has 2 exons.
AUGAGCUCGCUGUUGACCUCGAAACAAGCCGAAGAACUCCACAAGGGCAUCGUCGCCUAUCUAAUAUCGACCGGCCAUGCAGAUGCCGCGCAGGGCGUACGCGAUGCAGUACGUUUAUCAGAAACCGAAUUCGAUGCCAGCACUGCGAAGCGAUACGAGGGGCUCAUCGAGAAGAAAUGGACGGGCUUGGUGCGGCUGCAGAAAAAGAUCAUGGACCUGGAAACCAAAUGCCAGCAGCUACAGCAUGAGUUAGACAACGCGACACCAUCCAGCCUUGCGGCGCGAAAGAACCACGAUCCUCAGACGUGGCUCCCACGAGCGCCGGCGCGUCACACAUUACAGAGCCACCGCAGCCCAAUUACAUGCGUCGCAUUCCACCCACUAUUCUCCAGCUUGGCGUCAGGCAGCGAAGAUUGCACGAUAAAGAUAUGGGAUUAUGAACUGGGCGAGCUGGAGCGGACGUUGAAGAGCCAUACCAAAGCCGUCCUGGACGUCGACUUUGGUGGGCCCAGAGGUAAUACUCUCCUCGCCAGCUGCAGUAGCGACCUGACCAUAAAGUUGUGGGAUCCCGCAGAAGAAUAUAAGAAUAUACGGACUCUGCCAGGUCACGACCACAGUGUGAGCUCGGUGCGGUUCAUACCAUCAGGAGCAGCAGGUGCACCACUCUCUGGCAACCUCCUGGCAAGUGCAAGCAGAGACAAGACAAUACGAAUAUGGGAUGUGACGACGGGGUACUGUUUAAGAACCCUGCGAGGACACGGUGACUGGGUGAGAUCGCUUGCGCCGACCAUCGACGGACGCUGGCUGCUCUCCACUUCCUCCGACCAGACGGCACGGAUGUGGGAUUUGUCGCAACCUGACUCGAAUGCGCAAAAGCAGACUUUCAUCGCGCAUGAACACGUCGUCGAAUGCUGCGCCUUUGCUCCUCCUGCAGCAUAUCAGCAUUUAGCGACAUUGGCUGGGUUGAAGAAAGCGCCACCAGCCAGCAGUAGUGCUGAGUUCCUCGCGACUGGCGGCAGAGACAAGCUUGUCAAGGUACAUACAGCCAAUGGUGUAUGCAUCAAGACACUUACCGGACACGACAACUGGAUACGAAGCUUGGUGUUUCAUCCUGGUGGAAAGUAUUUGCUAUCCUGCAGUGACGACAAAACCAUAAGAUGCUGGGACUUGGCGCAAGAAGGCAAAUGUGUGCGUGUGGUAGAGGCUGCAGAUCAUUUCGUCUCCUGCCUACGCUGGGCCCCAAGCUUAUUCAAGGAGGCUGCGGAAACGAAUGGAUCUGCGACAGCUUUGACGAACGGAAGCAAAGAUGAGGCAAAGGAGCAAAUACGGUGCCUCAUUGCAUGCGGGAGCGUUGACUUGAAUGUGCGCGUCUUUAGCGCAUGA